CGUGAAGGGUGGGAUCACAACAUUAUUUUUUCUAGUUUAAAACCAUGAACUAGAAAACCGGAAACCAAUAGAUGGUAUUGUAAGCUAAGACCUUUCUAUAAAUAUAAACGUCCAAUCGAAUCUGAAAGAUAAUUUCUCAAAGCCUCUACGGCCAGCAACUGAAUUCCAGAAGAAAAAAAAAUGGAAGGGACGACACAGAGGAAGAUAGUAGUGGCAGUGGACGAAGGGGCAGAGAGCAUGAAUGCUCUUUCAUGGAGUCUGGCCAACCUUUUCCCCUCUGGUUCCGAUAAUACACUUAUCCUUCUCUACGUCAAGCCUCCGCCGCCCCCAUACUCAUCCCUCGAUGCCACUGGGUAUAUGAUUUCAGGGAAUAUGAUGGAAGCUGUGGAGAAGUAUGGGUCUGAGCUCGUCGAAUCGGUCAUGGCCAGAGCUCAAGCUGUCUGCAGAAAAUUCACCUCCCAUAUUCUUGUGCAGAGGGUAGUGGGAAGGGGAGAUGCAAAGGAAGUGAUAUGCAACACAGUGGAGAAACUCAGAGCAGAUACAUUGGUAAUGGGCAGUCAUGGCUAUGGCUUCUUCAAGAGGGCUCUGCUGGGGAGUGUGAGCGAGUAUUGUGCCAAGCGAGCCAGGUGCCCUGUGAUCAUCGUGAAGAAUCAUCCUCAGAUGAACUGAUGAGCUGGUUAUCCACAAUGAAUGAAAUCAUCAAACAUCUGUACCCAUCUAGAUAUCGAUAUUCUCGUGAAUGUCUCUGUGUGCAAAUGUAAUGAUCGCUCAUUCUUAAGCUGAAAGCAUCAUAGCGUA
Tarenaya hassleriana is the source of this 798-nucleotide messenger RNA. RefSeq names its product universal stress protein A-like protein. The record is from RefSeq and is a predicted model, not a curated record. Bases 181 to 669 code for a protein of 162 amino acids. The transcript is spliced from 4 exons. Lineage: Eukaryota; Viridiplantae; Streptophyta; Magnoliopsida; Brassicales; Cleomaceae.